Messenger RNA from Ascochyta rabiei, 1872 nucleotides. RefSeq lists its product as uncharacterized. Gene Ontology annotation, biological process: secondary metabolite biosynthetic process. The transcript is spliced from 5 exons. NCBI's taxonomy places the organism in Eukaryota, Fungi, Ascomycota, Dothideomycetes, Pleosporales, Didymellaceae. The record is from RefSeq and is a predicted model, not a curated record. Bases 1 to 1872 code for a protein of 623 amino acids. Gene Ontology annotation, molecular function: oxidoreductase activity, acting on CH-OH group of donors; flavin adenine dinucleotide binding.
AUGCGCUCUUCCACUCGUUUCGCUGUUGCGCUUCAGCUUUUGGGCAUAUCGACCGCUCUCCCUAGCAACAACCCGGUUGAGAUCGAGACCAGGGCUUCGGAUACAUACGACUGUGUAGUUGUAGGAGGGGGAGUCACUGGAUUGAUCGUCGCAAACCGCUUGACCGAAGACGCAAAGAACUCUGUACUCGUUAUAGAAGCAGGUGGCGCAUAUGACAAUCCGAACAUUCGUUUGCCAUAUGGCGCGACUUACGCGUUGAACACAUCACUCCUGUGGACUGGCUAUGUCUCUCAGCCUGAGCCGGCCCUCAAUAACAAAACAUGGAACACUCGUGUUGCCCAGGUACUGGGAGGUGGAUCUGUUGUCAAUGGAAUGAUGUACGAUCGUGGCUCUGCUGCUGACUUCGAUGCAUGGGAAGCGUUGGGUAAUAAGGGCUGGGGCUGGAGCGGCAUUUACCCCUUCUUCAAGAAAGGCACUGAGUUCAUUCCUCCCCCGCAGGAGCUUGUCGACGAGUUCAACAUUACCUGGGACCCUUCGGCGUAUGGCGCUGGUCCUUUGAAGCUUGGUAUCGCCGACUUCCAGUAUCCAGAUAUCAAGAGUUACUGGGCAGCUUUUGAGGGUGAGGGUGUACGUAGGCUUGUCGAUGGUAACAACGGCGACAAUGCUGGCGCAUCGUGGUACCCCAACACCAUGAACCCUAAGACUGGAGAGAGGCAACAUGCUCGUCUUGCCUACUACGAUACAGUUGCCAGUCGCUCAAAUCUCCACGUUCUCCUUGAAAAUGUCGCGACGGAGCUUGUAUUUGAUACCAAUAGCAGCAAGAAGCUUGUUGCUCGUGGAGUCAAGGUCACUGACAAAAAGACGGGUACCACCAAGACUGUUUACGCUAAGAGGGAACUCGUCCUCGCAGCUGGCACCGUGAACACCCCAAAGCUGCUUCAACUUAGCGGUAUUGGCCCGAAGGCUACCCUUGAGGCUGCAGGAAUUAAAGUCAAGCUUGAGCACGAUGGCGUUGGAUCCAACUUUCAAGAUCACCCUUACACUUCUAUGGGCUUCACCAUCUCCAACAUGAGUACGCCUGAUCCGACAUCCUUGUCCAAAGAUCCCGCGUUCAAUGCAUCCGCUUGGGCAGAAUACAAUGGUAACAAGACCGGACCCUUGACUCAAGCCCGCGGAAACGCUCUCGCUUUUAUCUCUCUUCCCCAAGUCGCACCAGCCAGCUAUGCCAACAUCUCUACCCAAGUUACCGCCCAAGCAAACGAUGCCUACCUUCCUGCCGUCUACAAGGGCAGCAAGAAGCUUCUCGCAGGUAUUGCCGCCCAACGCAAAAUUCUCGCUGGCCUCUACUCCAAUACAAAAGCAGGUAUCGUCGAGCUUGGCAUUCCUGCCGCAGGUAGCGGUGUUCUUGUUGCAUUCCAAAAGCCCCUGUCUCGCGGCACCAUUUCCAUCAAUGCGACGGACCCACAAGGCGCACCUCUGAUCCAUUACAAUGCCAUGACGAACCCUCUCGACAGGUCCAUGCUCGCAGCAUGUGUGCGUUACGUACGCCAAAUUUGGGCACGCCCUGAAAUCGCGAAGUUUAACCCUGUUGAGACGAGCCCUGGUGCGCAGUACCAGACCGAUGCGGAGAUCAUCGACCGCUCGAUUGAGCUCGGGUCUAUCUGGCCGACACUGAGUCACCCCAUUGGUACCUGUCCCAUGAUGCCUGAGGCUCUUGGAGGCUGUGUGUCCGACGGGCUAUUGUUUUACGGGGUCGAGAAGCUGUCCAUUGUUGAUGCUUCGAUUAUUCCGCUCGUGCCUUCGCAGCAUAUUCAGUCGACAAUGUACGCUAUUGGCGAGAAGGCUGGACACAUUAUUAGCAAUAGGCAUUGA